Molecule: messenger RNA, 658 nt
Organism: Olea europaea var. sylvestris
Lineage: Eukaryota; Viridiplantae; Streptophyta; Magnoliopsida; Lamiales; Oleaceae
Exons: 1
Coding region: 153-362 (69 amino acids)
Source: RefSeq, a predicted model, not a curated record
UUCCUAGAAGCAUUUGACGAAAGUCCCCAAUUGUCCUUGUCUAAUUAAAGAUUUCCAUAAUUCCUUUUACCUGCUGCUUCUUUCUUUCCACCAACUCACUCCCAUCUGCAAACCCUUUUUCUGGUUUCUACACUGCACAGGAAGAAAUUAGAAUGGCGGACUGGGGCCCCGUCCUUAUCGGAGUUAUACUCUUCAUACUACUUCAACCAGGUCUGCUGUUUCAGCUACCAGGAAACAACCGGCAGCUGGAGUUUGGAAGCAUGAAGACCAACGGAAAGGCCAUUGCGGUGCACACUCUUAUCUUCUUUGCUCUCUAUGCUAUACUCAUCCUAGCCGUCCACGUUCACAUCUACACCGGCUGAUCCGCUUCACUUUUUGCUUUAAUCAAUAUCUCUUAGGUUUCCUUUUCGAUCUUGUGUUCUUGUUGGUUUUUCGUCAGAUCCAUGUCAAUUACUUAUUUCUUAAUUAUAAUGCAACUUAUUGCAUUUUAGUCCCUUCUAUCUCAAAAUCUUAGAACAAAAAAAAAAAAAAAAAAAAAGAGGCCUAUAAUAAUUAACCGGUGUAGCCGACCGGGUUGAUGUAGUUGUUUGCAAUAUUUGUUCAAAGACGAAUUGUUUCUAAAUAUUAGAGUAAAUAAAUUAAUCAUGUUACAGCUUCA